Saccostrea cuccullata (small rock oyster) is the source of this 701-nucleotide messenger RNA. RefSeq names its product DNA replication complex GINS protein PSF1-like. NCBI's taxonomy places the organism in Eukaryota, Metazoa, Mollusca, Bivalvia, Ostreida, Ostreidae. The transcript is spliced from 7 exons. Gene Ontology annotation, biological process: DNA replication; DNA strand elongation involved in mitotic DNA replication. The record is from RefSeq and is a predicted model, not a curated record. The coding region runs from base 113 to 700 and encodes 195 amino acids. Gene Ontology annotation, cellular component: GINS complex.
ACCAUUGGAGAACUUUGACCAAUCAACGGAAGCCAUGCAACUCUUCUUCAAGAUGGCGGGAAAAAUGUAAACAAACCCGAACAACCACUGCAUUGCAUUUUAAUUAAGAAAAAUGUUGGCAGAAAAGGCUUUAGAUCUUCUUCGAGAAUUACAAAGGACAUUGGAUGGAUCUUUACCACCAUACAAUGAGGAUGCAAUCAGACAAAUCUUAGAAGAAAUGAAAGCACUUUUUGAGCAGAACCAGAAAGACGUGAGUGCUACAAUUGCUGGAGAAAAUGGUCUGUAUUCUGGUGUACAACUAAGGCAUUCUGCUCUGGAGCGUAACAAACGAUGUCUUCUUGCUUAUUUAUACAACAGAUUAGAACAGAUCAGGAGAAUGCGUUGGGAGUUUGGGAGUGUUCUGCCUCCAGAGGUCAAGUUCAACAUGUGUGAACAGGAGAUCCAGUGGUUUAGCAAGUAUAACAAGAUGCUGGCUACUUACAUGAGGUCUAUAGGAGGAGAAGGAGGAUUAGAUCUUACUCAGGACCUAAAGCCCCCUAAAACACUGUAUAUAGAGGUGAGAUGUUUAAUGGACCAUGGGGAAUUUGAAACGCAAGAUGGAAAUAUUCUGUUGUUAAAGAAGAAUAGUCAGCACUUCAUGUUACGAUCAGAGUGUGAACAUUUAAUUCGUCAGGGAAUCUUGGAGCACAUUGUACAUUAGA